ACACACAGGUCUUUUAUCUAUAAUGAAAAGGACCAAGAGUGUUGGACAGCAGCGGUAAACUCCAAAACAGACAGUGUCUUUCGCAGAAGCACCAUAGCUUUAUAUGAAAGAAAUGCAUAUCUUCUGGAGUGUUUAAAUGGAAUAGGAAGAGAUUACAGGGGAACAAAGUCCAGAACAAACUCAGGAAAGAUCUGUCAAAGAUGGGACUCAAGCUACCCACACAGGCCAAAUUUCAAGCCGCAGAGCCACCCACAAGCAGAGCUUUACUCCAACUUCUGCAGAAACCCUGAUGGGGACAGCAAUGGACCGUGGUGUUACACUACUGAUCCUAACACCCGCUGGGAGUACUGCAACGUACCCAGCUGCUUUGCAUAUCUUCUGGAGUGUGUAAAUGGAAUAGGAAGAGAUUACAGAGGAACAAAGUCCAGAACAAACUCAGGAAAGAUCUGUCAAAGAUGGGACUCAAGCUACCCACACAGGCCAAAUUUCAUGCCGCAGAGCCACCCACAAGCAGAUCUAGAGUCCAACUUCUGCAGAAACCCUGAUGGGGACAGAAAUGGACCGUGGUGUUACACUACUGAUGCUAACACCCGCUGGGAGCACUGCAACGUACCCAGCUGCUUUGACUAUCUUCUUGAGUGUGUAAAUGGAAUAGGAAGAGAUUAUAGAGGAACAAAGUCCAGAACAAACUCAGGAAAGAUCUGUCAAAGAUGGGACUCAAGCUACCCACACAGGCCAAAUUUCACGCCGCAGAGCCACCCACAAGCAGAGCUUUACUCCAACUUCUGCAGAAACCCUGAUGGGGACAGCAAUGGACCGUGGUGUUACACUAUGGAUCCUAAUGCCCGCUGGGAGCACUGCAACGUACCUAGUUGCUCUGGGUGACAGAGGUGGUCCUCCGGUUUGUUAUGAGCAGAACAGAUUUGUCCUUCAGGGUGUCGCAACAUGGACUGAGUGAUGUACGUUGGGCAGGACGGCCAGUGUUUACACUCAAGUUUCUAAGUUUGUGGACUGGAUCAAUGCAACCAUCAAAGCCAACUAAAAGCUAUCAUCCGUAAUGCGGUUGUUGAGGAUGUCUUAACAUGUAUACGUUGUUCUGCUCUGACAUGAACGUUUUUAUAAAGUAUUUUUUAUUAAGUAUGGAUACACAUUAAGUAGUGCAUGAAAAUCACAAAUUCUGCCAGAGAAGAAAAAUACAAGUUAAACAAAAUCAGAAAAUCACACUUUAUACAAGAUGUUCUGAUUUAAAAAAUAUUCUAUUUAUUAUGUUAUAUUAUAAUAUUUGGUGAUUGACAAAAACUGAGUUUUGAAGAGAAAUGUAGGAAAAGUGUUCCUAAGAAAAUGAAUAAGAACGAGCACGUUGAAAUGGAUGUUCAUGUGGGAUUGAACUAAUGACAAAUGUAUGUGAACUAAAAUAGCAAAAACUUAAUGUUAACUUAAAGUGUAUUCAUAUGUGGCUGAAUGUUUAUCUGUGUUGGAAUUAGUGACAAAUUAAGUACAAGAUAGAAGAGAAGAAAAUGUAAUGUAAGUCAAUUUAAAGUGUAAACUUUGUUUUACAUUAUGAAAAAGCCAGAGAAAGGAAUGAUGAUAUGAUGUUACUGGACAUCAGGUGAUGGUAUGUCAACAAUGGAGACUGCUUUCUUUGCAAAAGAAAACAGCAUGUGCAUCAAAAUAAACUAUUUAAAGCAGUGAAUUUUGAGUUCUAAGCAUCCCAGCAACUAUUCAGAAGAGCAUUUCUAUUUUCAAUAAAAUUGAAAUGGUUACAGAUUUUU
This is a messenger RNA of Maylandia zebra (zebra mbuna), 1772 nucleotides long. The record is from RefSeq and is a predicted model, not a curated record. NCBI's taxonomy places the organism in Eukaryota, Metazoa, Chordata, Actinopteri, Cichliformes, Cichlidae.